AUGCUUCUUUAUGACUUCUUCGGCUGCCUACGCAAGUCAAAAACGGUACAAGACAUUUUCUGGAACUCUCGCCUUUGGCUGGGCAAUGUGAUGUUCGGUGCCGGAAAUUAUACCACAUAUGUCCGUUGCAUUGGCAUCACAUUAAUUUCAGUGCAUAGAUAUGUUACUAUAGUGCAAUGCAGAACGAAGUUGGAAAAGCUGCUGGACAGCAUUCCAUCGUUUGUGCUUGUAAUGCUGCAAUGGUGCGUCGCACUUGUGAUGGUGGCACCAAUAAUGAGGUCGCUGGAUGUAACUUUUAACAAGAAAGAUAUGGAACUGGUGAUACCACAACAUUUGGCUGCUCUUGCCAAUCUCAUCUCAUUCAUUUCGGCUAUGGUUUUAUUUCUUAUCUCAAUUUUAUGCUACAUUCUUCUUCUUAUUCAUGUCAGCAGAGCUUCUAUCAACAGAGUAAAACGACAAGAAACCCGACUUGCUAUCCAAGUUACGGCACCAAUAUUUGGUCUUCUACUAGUGUUCAUCUACAAUAUAGGACAACAUUUCCUGCGACAAAUAGCCUGGGACACGUUCCUAUUCAGCUGGACAGAGAUGUUUCCAAUAAAUAACUUAGUCAUGUCCUGUGCACCGGUAUGGACGUACUUUUUUUUUAACACAGAUCUGAGACGCAGAGUAAUGGCGCUGCUAACAAUAAGACGACAAAAAACAGGGGCAGAGAUGAUGCAGCAACGUCAGCAUUCUUCUUGGAAUUGAUGGCACGGCGUUGGUCUACAGAUCUACAGACAGGAUAUUUGUUCUGCCAAAAC
Cylicocyclus nassatus is the source of this 800-nucleotide messenger RNA. The record is from the annotation of a GenBank genome assembly. Lineage: Eukaryota; Metazoa; Nematoda; Chromadorea; Rhabditida; Strongylidae.